Molecule: messenger RNA, 1474 nt
Organism: Lycium barbarum (goji berry)
Lineage: Eukaryota; Viridiplantae; Streptophyta; Magnoliopsida; Solanales; Solanaceae
Product: protein SHI RELATED SEQUENCE 5-like
Exons: 2
Coding region: 374-1297 (307 amino acids)
Biological process (GO): positive regulation of DNA-templated transcription
Cellular component (GO): nucleus
Molecular function (GO): DNA binding; DNA-binding transcription factor activity
Source: RefSeq, a predicted model, not a curated record
CGUCACAGAGCUAUAUAUUUAAUGCACCAAAGAUCAAUUGACGAUAGAGAAUCCAAGUGAAGUGAAAGCAAGAUAGGAAGAGAGAGAGAGAGUGAAAGAGGAGAGAAAGGGGAUAUCUUAGGUUUUCGUUAUCCUAAAAAAUUCCUACAGUUUGUCCUGAAAAGCUGCAAAGGAAACAAAACCCCACAGUAAGUCAGAAUUUUCCAACUGGAAAAAUUACAACUCCUGCUACUAUUACUACUACAAAAUGGUUGUCAUAGAAAACCCAUAGUCCAUACUUGAUAGCCAUAGGUUUUAAGGAGGGUUGUUUAAUUUAGGCAAUGGAUAUGCAGUCAAAAUUGAGGUUAGAUAUAGGUUGUAGGAGUACUAGAACAUGUCUUGGUUUUUCAGUCUAGGUGGGGGAAAAGAACAAGAAGAAGAAUUAGCCAGGAAUAGUAGUAGUAAUUUGUUGGAGUUCAAGAAAGAAGAGAUCUACAAGAAUAAGGGUUUGGAGCUAUGGAAACAGUUGCAUCAUCAAGAAGAUGUGGAUUUUUCUAUGUGCGUGGGUCCUAGUAGUAGUAAGCCUAGCAACCUUGUAGGUGAUGAACAUCAAGAAGCUGCUAAUUGUGCUAAUUAUUCUUCAACUUGUAGAUCAUUAGGGUUUAGGGUUAUGAUGAGGCCAGUAGGAGGAGGCAGUGGAGAUCAAGGGAAUGUGGCAUGCCAAGAUUGUGGGAAUCAAGCAAAGAAAGAUUGCCCACAUAUGAGGUGUAGAACUUGCUGUAGGGGUAGAGGCUUUCAGUGUCAAACACACCUUAAGAGCACUUGGGUUCCAGCUGCUAGAAGGCGUGAGAGGCAACAACAAUUUACUACUUCGCCUUUGCAGCAGCCCAAAAGGCCAAGAGAUCAGAAUAUGGGUCCUUCUAAUUCCUCUCUUGCCUACACUCGUUUACCUACUACCUCCUCAGGAUUAGAGUUGGGUGGUCAUUAUCCUGCAGAGGUGAGUUCUCCGGCAGUAUUCCGGUGCGUGAAAGUGAGUGCAGUGGAUGAAGCAGAAGAACAAUAUGCAUAUCAAACAGCAGUGAAUAUUGGAGGCCACACUUUCAAAGGAAUGCUUUAUGAUCAAGGCCCUGAGACUACUCGCUAUACUAGUGGAGAGAGCUCUUCUUCAGCUCAACAACCGCUUAAUCUCAUCGACGGCGCCACUACAAGUAGCCACCAGCAGCAGGUUUCCAUUGCUAUGUUUGAUCCUUCUAUGUAUCCAACUAAUCUUUCUGCUUUCAUGGCUGGUACGCAAUUCUUUCCACCCCCAAGACCUUAGCCCGAUACUCUUCAUUUUGUUUAUUUAAGUAAUAGGGGUAGAGAAAGAAACCUUGCUAAUUAUAUAUUCUUCAUGGGAUCGAUGUUACUUUAGCCGUUUGAUUGGAAUUCCUAGUAAAACUUUGAUUUUAUUACUGUAAGCUCUAGCUCUUUCAUGUGACUUUCUUACAAGAAAUUG